AUGUCUUUUUUUUCGUUUCUUGAAUCUAUUCCAACCAUAUCUUCAACUGUGCUAAAGCAUUUUACCGAAGGCCCACCUAAAAAAUCAUGGAAUCUAAAAUUUCAUUUAGCGGUGUCAAUGACCAAAAGAGGUUUUAAUUGUGCAAACAAACCUAUUGAACAAUAUCAAAAGGAAUUUGACAAAGCUUUCAGCAAAAUUUUCAUGGUUCAAACUCCUCCUAAUUUAACUAUAAAAGAUGUUAUAUUAGAUGAAGAAUAUAGGCAAAAGAGUAAAACGCAUUUAGAAAAGAUUUUGAAACAAUAUGAUGAUGUGUUAGACGAGAAAUGGAAAGAUCCAUGUGAUAAAGGAUUACAUGGGGAAUGGUUAUGUAUUAACGAAAAAACUGAUAAAACUGAUCAU
Molecule: messenger RNA, 399 nt
Organism: Racocetra persica
Lineage: Eukaryota; Fungi; Glomeromycota; Glomeromycetes; Diversisporales; Gigasporaceae
Source: the annotation of a GenBank genome assembly